Messenger RNA from Xylaria bambusicola, 1565 nucleotides. RefSeq names its product Fructosamine kinase-domain-containing protein. The transcript has 5 exons. NCBI's taxonomy places the organism in Eukaryota, Fungi, Ascomycota, Sordariomycetes, Xylariales, Xylariaceae. The record is from RefSeq and is a predicted model, not a curated record. Bases 181 to 1266 code for a protein of 361 amino acids.
GGGAAUUCUACGUGAAGACACAAUGAAAUCAAGCAUAACUUAAAAGGCUGUCACUCUCCGCUGUCGUAAGACAGUAAUACUAGGUAACAUCUUAUGACUUUCUCAGCGCAUCAAUCACCUACUUGUCUAGAAUAAUUCCAGGGUUAUAUCGUGGUGACAGCGGUUAGCUAAGACUUUAGUAUGCAGCUAGACGAAGCGGUGAUAUCACAUCUACCUUUGGGGUGUGAGGUGAUCAGUGUCAAUCCCAAAGGCCUUAGUGAGAACUGCGAUACUACAGAGAUUGAGAUUCGGCUAGAAGACGGUUCCAUUGAACGGUACUUCGAAAAGUCGUCUACGGGGCAGCAUGGAUUCGAGCUGAUGCGAGCUCACUACGAAUCGGAAACGAGCCUCUAUCGUUUCAUUCCAGAAAACUUGCCUCCGCCAAUCGCGUUAAUUCAGUAUAAAUCCGAUCCAGAUCGUCAUUCGUUUCUUAUGAAGUUUGUCGAUAUGGUGGAUGAUGAGCUACCUGACCCAGCGCCAUUCAUGGAAACUAUAGCAACUCUUCAUCGUAAGAGCGCAGGGAAAUCGCCGACCGGGAGGUUCGGGUUUUCCGUCGACACUAAAUUUGCCCAUUUGGCAACACCUAACUUCUGGGAUGAUUCUUGGGAGUCCUGGUGGACACGACACAUGAAGAUGGUCUUGGAGCGCGAACUCCAGGAGCGCGGAACCCGAACCCAAGAGGAAGACGACUUGGUGGACUUCUAUCUUACCAAAGCUAUUCCUCGCUACAUUCGGCCGCUCGAGAGUGAUGGUCGGUCAAUUCAACCAACACUUCUACAUACAGAUCUUUGGCCUGGUAAUGUGAAAUUCAAACCUGACUACGAGACUGUGUGUAUCUUCGACGCAAACGCAAUGUGGGGACACAACGAGAUGGAACUCGGGCUAGUCGCGAAUCCUCGAUAUCCACUUGGAAAAGCAUAUAUUGAAGAAUACCGUAAGCGUAUUCUUCCUUCAGCGCCCGAGCAAGACGCGGAUAGUCGUGUCAUUAUGUACAUGAUACGCCAUCAGGCUUGCCUGGCAAGCGUGUACCCGGAUGACGUGAAGUUACGGGAAAUUUGGAUUGAAAAUGUCCGCAUUCUUUUGGAACAGUACCUUCUCGAAGAGCGGAUUAAAGCUAAUACGGAAGCUAUUAAAGCAAACCAGUCAAUUCAGACAAUGGAUCAGGACUCAAAUUCAAGUCCAGUAGUACUAGUUACAACACCUGGUGCGUUAGCCACUCAAAUUUAGAUAGCAGUACGCGAGCACUUUCGAGCAAUUUCGGUACCAAAUCAAUUAUAUCACGAGACUUCUAUAUGGAACACGAUAUAGGGUAGAUUUGCUAACAGUGUCCUGAAAUUGGCUAUCUUCAAGUUCUGUGUCGACGAAGUUGGAUCACGGGUGGAAUACUCGUUGCGUUUCCCACGUUAACGUUUUUAUAUCUUCAAUGAAAUAGAUUUAAAUUUCCUCUAUCUAGCAAAUUGUCAGUUUAAAGCAUGAUCACUUUGGUCUCAGGCACACCUUUGCCAUUAAUCUACUAAUUGUCUAUA